Messenger RNA from Monodelphis domestica (gray short-tailed opossum), 1348 nucleotides. RefSeq names its product trafficking protein particle complex subunit 3L (gene TRAPPC3L). Lineage: Eukaryota; Metazoa; Chordata; Mammalia; Didelphimorphia; Didelphidae. Gene Ontology annotation, cellular component: TRAPP complex. Gene Ontology annotation, biological process: Golgi vesicle transport. The record is from RefSeq and is a predicted model, not a curated record.
UUCCCUAAGGCAAAGAAUUCUCAGUGUCUCUGAGCUGAGCUGUGCAGCUGGUUCUAACUUCACACAGAGAUAUCCAACUAUUAUGUCUAGAGAUCUAUCCUUUUGGGUGGAGCAGUUAUUUGAUCUCUAUCAAGUUAUUGAGGCUAGAAGUUAAUUCUUCUGUACACAAAAUUUCACCUCUGCAAUUGCACACAGAGCAACAAGAGUGUGGAGAGCUUGAAAGUAAUCCUUUUGAAAUGCAAAGACACUUCAGAGUGAGAGAAGACUGAUCAUAGGAAAAAGGAGAGAAACCGUUCAUCCCAUUCUUCAUUAUUCAAGUAUCAUGUCUCGUCCUGGAAACAAAAGACCAGAAUACCAUAAAAUAGAUUGGCAUUUACCAGCAAUUUCAUCCUCUGCUUCAGCACAUUCCAUGAACAGAGAUCUCUUUGUACUUACCUAUGGAGCUCUGGUAGCCCAGUUGUGCAAAGACUAUGAAAAGGAUGAAGAUGUGAAUAAUUACCUAGAUAAAAUGGGUUAUGGCAUAGGAAUACGACUAAUAGAAGACUUUUUGGCUCGUUCUUAUGUAAAAAAAUGCCAUAGCUACUCAGAAAUUACUGACCUAAUUGCACAGGUUGCUUUCAAGAUGUAUCUGGGAAUCACACCCAGUGUGACACGUAAUGAAUCAAGUAGAAAUGAAUUCUCUCUAAUUCUGGACAAAAAUCCUUUGGUGGAGUUUGUAGAGGAGCUCCCAGCUGGACGAUCUUCUCUUUGUUACUGUAAUUUGCUAUGUGGGGUCAUUAGAGGUGCCCUGGAAAUGGUUCAUUUGACUGCUGAUGUCACAUUCUUGCAAGACAGACUUAAAGGAGACAAAGUUACAGAAAUAGGAAUAACAUUCCUGAAGAAGUUGGAGGAGAAAAAAUACAGACGGAAAAAAUGAAGCCAGAGGAAGUCAAUUUGGGGAGUGGCUAAUAGCUGUCUAUAUAUGGCUCUGUAGUUUUGAUCUUGCAAAUGUCAUACAGGCUUAAAAAAGAAAACCCAACAUAAUAAUUUAGCCAGAACAAUGGAAUUGCUUGAUAUCAGGCAUGGCUACAUUUUUUUCCUGCUUAUAAACUUACAUUUUAUACCAAGUGACUUAUCAUGUCAUACAGUGAGCAUGAAUUCCACAAUAUUCUGCAGUGCUACCUCAUCAUUUCAUACUUGUAGGCAUGGAAGUAAGAAUAAAUAAUUGCCAUAUUUCCUCUUAUGUUGAGCAUAUGAGGAAAAUCAGAUAAUAUCGCUUUUGUCUUUUUUUUUCUUUGUAUCCUCAAGUGGUUAGCACAAUGCCUGGCACAUAGUAGGUGCUCAAUAAAUAUUUGUUGGCUUCCUGACU